Messenger RNA from Blumeria graminis f. sp. triticale, 2931 nucleotides. NCBI's taxonomy places the organism in Eukaryota, Fungi, Ascomycota, Leotiomycetes, Helotiales, Erysiphaceae. The record is from the annotation of a GenBank genome assembly.
AUGUCUUCCCAUCUCAUCCACGCUAACAGGAAAGAUAUGACAGCGCGUUCUUCAGCGAGAUAUUCGCCUCCCCCCCGAAAUAAUGCGCCGCCUGGCUCAAAUUCACAUGGCCCUCAACCGAGGAAUAGUUAUCAACCACAGACAGGACGGGAACGAUUUAGGGACAGGCCUUCCCAAUCCCGACACUAUCCGGAAUAUGAUGACUAUGAUUAUGAGUUUGAACAAAGUGGUGGUAGCAGCAACUUCCGCCCGCCAAAUCUCCAAUUACCACCGCGCCCUGCUCGUAAACAAACAACGCCACCUAAGAAUGGCCAAGACGCCUCGCAUCACCAAGAACUGCCGUCUGGUGCCGUCACAACGGGAUCUUCCGACACUCCCAUGCCAGACGUAAAUGCGUCUAUAUCCUGGCCCAAUGAAACAACCAAAAACUGUGAAGAGUUAAUUAGCCAGUUCCUGGAAUCCAUAACCGAUGUCUCCUGUCUGAAGGCCGAAAACAAUAAGGCAACUCUUAGGCUUGACCUCUGCAAGGAGAGAUAUAACAAAAAUAUCUGCCAUCAUUCAAAGUUCCCAAAUCUCAAAAUUACUCUCCAGAAUGAAGUUGAAAGGGCAAAAGAAAUAGUUGAUCAGAUUGACGAAAGAUUAGUCCAAAGAGAUAGCAUGUUGAGAAAGUUGGCAAAACAGUUAAUUCCUGUUUUGAUUCCUGCGGCCACAGCGCCUAGCAUUAAAGACAGUAAAGAUAGUGAAGAAAUAAUGUUAUUCGAAAGAUCCGAGAAAUCUAUUGCCAAUGUACAACAGCAGUUUCUCGAAUUACAGCGAGAACUCAGUCAAAUUUCAAACGAGCGCACUUCAAAGGAAUCAUUUAUGGAAAAACAAAUCGCACAGCAAAGUGAAAAGAUGCUGGAGAUCAUCAAAUCUGACUUAGCGAGGCAAAAAGAACUUACAGAAGUUAAAGCUCAGCUCCGCACCUUGAACAAUGAAAUAUCAGUAUUGAAGCAGGAUACAACUACUUCUCGUAAGGAAAUCAAAGCCUACAAUAAGAUCGCCGACGGUGCUGUAAAAAAUUGUAGCACUCUUGAGAAGCGUUUGGUACAAAUAGAUCAAAAAUUUCAAGGGAAAGUUGAGCAAAUCGAAGAUAAAAUUGAACCUAUUCAAUCUUUCAAAACCAGUAUUAAUAACCUUCAAGAAAAAAUUGAUUCCAGCUCGAAAGCCUCGGAGGUUGAUAAAAUUUCUGCAGCGCUCAAAGAUACAGUUGAUCGCAUAGAUUUACUUCCAAACACAGCAUCCUAUUCAACACUAUCGUCUAAGAUAGAGACUUUGGAAAAAGAAAAGGUACCAAAAUCAUUACUAAACCAAAUUUCAAAUCAGAUAUUAAAUCAGAUUACAAAUCAGCUGUCCAAGCAGAUUUCUACACUUGCAGGUCAAGAUAUUCCAAACCGCUUAAAGGUUCUUGAGAACAAAGCUUCUGUGGAAAUAGAAUCACAGUCACUGAAUAGGUCUGACAUUAUGGCCAUGGAAGAAAAGAUGGAAUCAAUAUCCAAGUUGAUGGCAACAAAUGCUAGCGUCCAGGUAAAACAUGACGAGCUUUCGAGUGUGCGUACAACUACAGAAGAGCUGCAAAAAACACUAACUACGGUUCAAGCAAAACUGACAAUCUUGCAAGAAAGAUCCCCUGAGAUGCCACUGGCUGGCAUUCUAGACGCGAGUUCUGAAAAAUUCGUGGAGACUAAAAUUAUGAAAUUUCUUGAAGAUCCCUCUAAAAAGAUAAAAGAACUUUGCGAGCUUUUUGCCGCGACCAAUCAUUCUCUGGGGAAUUUAACUGCACGUGUAAAUAAUAUCUCAACUGGUCACCUAGCUCAAGCAAUUCUGGGUCGACUUUCAGAAACAUACCCUCAUAUCCAAAAUGUAGAACAGCUAUACGUAUCUCAUGGAGUGAAGUUACGUGAAAUCGAAUCUAGAUUGGAUAGUCUUGGAAACCAAGAGGCUAUUGACGGUCAAUCUGCUCUCUCAAAUCUCAAUGCGAUAAAACAUUUAAACUUGGAAGUUGAAAAAAUUUGGGCCGAUGUUCUGAAUGCAAACUCAAAUAUCAUGAAGUUAGCUUCUGCUACAGAUGAGGACCGAAGAUAUAUUUCCGAAAAGCUCACAACUAGGCUAGACAGUCUUGUAGACUCGUCGGAUCUCAACAAUCACAAGAACGAGCUUUUCUAUCAAGUUAAAGGUCUAGUUGAAAGGGGAAUUGAAGAAUUCAGCAAAAAAAUAAUAGCACCUCAGCUAAACAAGUUAUCAAAGACCUCAACACUAGACGCAUCACUAGAAGCCAGCCUUGAAACCCGGAUUAAAACUCGUGUUUCUGAGACCCUACUUGAGAAUGAAACUGCACUCUUCGCAAAAAUCGAAGAUGACAUCGCUGCAUUAAAAGAUAUACUUGAGGCUCAGAUGCAAAAAGACCUUCAGGACCAGAAGAAAGAGCUCGAAGAGCUCGUCAUCGCUCAAGUUGAUAGAAGCUUAGUCUCUAAGCGUUCUGAUCUAGUGAAAGAGCUUUCUAGAAGGGUUGAUACUAAGAUUUUCAUUGAAGAACCCCGGGCUUCACCUGCCAUCGGUAGAUCAACCCCUGUAUCAACACCAACUCUAAUCUCCUCCAAAACUCGCCGUCAAUCCUGCGACUCCAGCAUUUCGAAUGAGGUCAGCAAAUCAUCAUCCACAAACAAGCAUGCUGCCGAAAACUCUAUUCAAGAUUCUCAAUCUAGCAGGAGCAAAAAAAGAAAGCUUCAAAACGCAAGAUCCUCAAAGCUCAGUUGUCUCAGAGGAAAUAGUAUUCCUGCUUUAAAGAAAGUAGCUAGCACUCCCACAGCUGCCUCCGAAAGGAAAAUGCGUUCUGAAACUCAACCCGACGAUAACACGACCGACAAAGCAAAGCACAAAAAAAAGGAAUAG